AGAAGCUCAACCAGCGAAGACGUAGACAGUCGAGCUCAGAAUUUCAAAGUGAUCAGACGUACACUUGAGCUUUUGCUUUUGCAAAGUAUCUAUUCGAAUAGUCUCGAAAUCGUUACCACAUACAGUUAUUAGUUAUAAAUAAAAUUUUCAACUAUUUGCUAUUAUUAUUAUUAUUAGUGAUAUUAAUUAUCAAUUGAAAAUGCAGACUGUCAAGGUUCGAACUAGUGAUGAAAAAAUACUCGAGAUUGAUGAAAAAAUUGCAAUGAUGUCAAAUACCAUAAAAAAGACGAUAGUAACUCGUGAUUCCGAGAUGAACGGAAGCAAAUCAGACGACGACGAAGUGAUUCCUUUGCCCGACGUUACGGCUGCUGAGCUGGAGAAAUUACUCCCGUGGCUUGAACACCACAAGGAUGAUCCACCGGUAUCUCCAAAUAAAGUUAGACCAGCAGAUAUAAACAACAUCAGCGAGUGGGAUAAGGAAUAUUUCAACAAAUAUACUUUGAUUCAACUUUUCGCAAAUAUUAAUGCUGCUAAUAACCUCGAUAUCAAAGGAUACCUGGAGAGCUCAUCCAAACUACUUGCCCAAAUGAUUGUCGGAAAAACACCUAAAGAUAUCCAACAAAUUUUCAACGUUCGUCCACGCAAGGACCCUGUUGCUGUUGAUGAUGAUAAGUCAACCAGUAAUCCUGAAGUCGGCAGUCCUGAAGAAAGUAAAUAACUUCAGCAAAUUUUGAAUUUAGUUUCUUCCUACAUUUUAUAAUUUGAAUUCGAUUGAACAUUUUUGUUAAUUUCAUUACAUCAAAUUCAUCUUAAUUGCAAUAUCUACAGAAUGUAUCAUAAAAAAAAUUAAUUUCUCUAUUUGUAUGGACAGUUUAUAAUAAUUAGUUAGGAUGAUAACGGAAGAAAUUAUAAUAAUAUUAAUAGUUUAAAAAUUUAAGAUUCAAAGUGUAUAUAGUUGCAUUAAAAUUUUUGCUUGUAAUU
This is a messenger RNA of Microplitis mediator, 981 nucleotides long. RefSeq names its product S-phase kinase-associated protein 1-like. NCBI's taxonomy places the organism in Eukaryota, Metazoa, Arthropoda, Insecta, Hymenoptera, Braconidae. The transcript has a single exon. The coding region runs from base 200 to 718 and encodes 172 amino acids. Gene Ontology annotation, molecular function: cullin family protein binding. Gene Ontology annotation, biological process: SCF-dependent proteasomal ubiquitin-dependent protein catabolic process. Gene Ontology annotation, cellular component: cytoplasm; nucleus. The record is from RefSeq and is a predicted model, not a curated record.